GUCGCACAACAGUUUGGAUAACGCCCAUCGAUCAUAUAAAUAUGGUGUGAGUCGUGUCUUUGCACUUGUGAUCUACUGACUGUAGCUCACAUCACGAAUAUUCUCCAAAUAAAACCUUUGAAGAAACUGUUCAAUAUCUCCAGCCUGUAUUCCGAUAAUCAACAUUCUCACUUCUGAAACGAACACGCAGAGGAAGAAAAAGGCCACCUUCCUCCAACAGUAACAAGUAUGGGGAUGCCAAGAGGAGUAUUACUGUUUCUGACUUGGCAGCUCAUAACAAGAGGAUCAGCGGUGAAUGGAAGUUAUUUUACCCGACCUGAACCUGAUGGUUUUGGAAUGGAGCCAAUAAUAAUCGCCUCUGAAACAACGACCGGUGUCAUGGCACAACCAGUUGAUGAGGGGGAGGUCCGUCUGGCGAAUGGUGCAAACGGCUCCUGCUCCGGCAGAGUGGAAAUCUUCCAACGCGGGCAGUGGGGAACGGUGUGUGACGACAUCUGGGACCUGAAGCAUGCACAAGUGGUGUGCAGGCAGUUGGGCUGCGGCAGGGGCCUGGCGGCCCUCCACAGGGCUCACUUUGGAGAGGGCAGAGGGCCCAUUUGGCUGGACAACGUCAGAUGCACCGGAAGUGAAGCAAAGCUGGGAGAGUGCAAUCACCAAGGGAUGGGGUCGCACAACUGUGGUCACCAAGAGGAUGCUGGAGUGGUUUGUGAAGCUGCUUCACCCGUUAGGCUGGUCAACUCUGACAACCGCUGCUCUGGAAGAGUUGAGGUCCACCAUAAUGGACAGUGGGGGACUGUGUGUGACGACCUUUGGGACCUCACCGACGCCAACGUGGUGUGUAGACAGUUGGACUGCGGCAGGGCUCAUUCAGCACCGCCCAAUGCAGAUUUUGGACAAGGGAGAGGACCCAUCUGGUUGGAUGAUGUUCAUUGUUUUGGAAAUGAAACCUCAAUAACAAGCUGCCGACAUCUUGGAUUUGGGAGACACAACUGCGUUCACAAUGAGGAUGCUGGAGUGGUUUGUCAAGCUGACCAACCUUCACUGAGACCAUCACAACUUAUUUGUGGGCCUGACAAAAUCCAAGUGGGCCUGAAUUCGGUUAGCACAACAAGCGCUGGUUACAACCCACUUUCUGGCAACCUGGCAGUCCACAACUGUUCCUCGGUCGGAAUGCUGAGUGGCAUCGUGUGGUAUGAGGCCGACACGAAGGCAGAUGCCUGCGGAAACACGCUGACAACCAACCAGACACACGCCAUCUACUCCAACAGUCUAUUCAUCUACCCAUUGAACAACACAUCCUUCUCUCUUCCUCUAAAACUUCCUUUCUCGUGUGCCUAUCCCCUGGAUACAGACAGCCGGCUGAAUGUAGCCAUCAGGCCGUACAUGGAUUGGGAAGAUGCUCUUGUUGGCUCGGGUGACCAAGCCAGAGCCUCCAUGGUCUUGUUCCGCAACUCCAAUUACACUGACCCUUAUGCAGCGGGUGUAGUUUUCCUUCCAGUGGGCUCAUCAUUGUAUGUGGGGGUCUCCGUGGACAAAAGAGAUCAAAGCUUGGCACUUGUUUUGGAGGAUUGCUUUGCUUCUCAAUCCCCAAACCCUGCGACCGCUGAGCGAUACUCUCUCAUCCGCAACAAAUGUCCCGCUGAUCGCCAACAAGUGUCGGUGGUCGAGAGUGGCUCAUCGCUUCGGGCCCGUUUCGCUGCCCUCUUCUUCCUGCUUCAGGGAGAAUACCGAGAUGUUUACCUCCACUGCAGCCUCAGCCUGUGUGACCGCAGGAGGCACUCUUGCAUUCCGACUUGCGCAAGGAGGGCACACCGCUCUGUCUCAGACUCUACCCGAAUGAAGCCAGUCACCAUUGGCCCAAUCACUUGGAAUAAAUCAUUUGAGUGACAUCCAUUAAAAAAGAAUGACCUGGUUCGGAGGUGGGGUACACCCUCGACCAUUCAGCAGUCAAACACAGGCAACAAAUCAUUCACACUUUGAUUCAAACCUAUGAGUAUUUCAUUAACCGAAGAAAGUUUUCGAGAUGUGACGGUGGGGGCAGGUGGGACUGGAGAAUCCGGAGAAGAUCCACUUAAGCAUGAGGAGAAAGUGGAAACUCCACACAGAGAUGUUCCAACAUCGAUUGGAUUCGGACGUCCUGAGUGUGAGGCAGAAGGGUUGAGCAGAAAGAUCUUUGAAAGCAACUCAUAAUAAUCAACAAAUCAUCUUCAAAAUAAAGGAUACAAUCAUUUUGAAAAGAA
Hippocampus zosterae (dwarf seahorse) is the source of this 2240-nucleotide messenger RNA. Its product is annotated as deleted in malignant brain tumors 1 protein-like. Lineage: Eukaryota; Metazoa; Chordata; Actinopteri; Syngnathiformes; Syngnathidae. Gene Ontology annotation, cellular component: membrane. The transcript is spliced from 11 exons. Bases 229 to 1887 code for a protein of 552 amino acids. The record is from RefSeq and is a predicted model, not a curated record.